Messenger RNA from Ixodes scapularis (black-legged tick), 2220 nucleotides. Its product is annotated as hemicentin-2. The transcript is spliced from 10 exons. Bases 1 to 2220 code for a protein of 739 amino acids. The record is from RefSeq and is a predicted model, not a curated record. Gene Ontology annotation, molecular function: protein binding. Lineage: Eukaryota; Metazoa; Arthropoda; Arachnida; Ixodida; Ixodidae.
AUGCAACGGACGUCAAAGCGGCUCAUCGUUCGCGAGGGUCACCAGACGGAACUGCCCUGCGACCUCCGCAGCGCCUCUUCCAAUGACUCCCUGGCGGUAGUCCACUGGUACCACCAGCCGGAGAAGGACUACCACGCUGCCAGCGGAAGCGGCGUCCCGCACCCUCAGGCCUCCGGCCGGGAGCCCAUCUACACGGUGGACUUCGGUCCGGAUUUGAGCCUGAGCAAGGAAGCGGCGGGUGGCUCCGGAGCAGGGCGCGGCAACAACCUGCUCCAGGUGAACCGGUCGGCGGGCACGGGCUGGGUCGGGCGAGCCUACUUCUCUAUCAUCGGGCACCCGGCGUCGCUGAAGGUGAACAGCGUCCGCUUCGAAGACGCCGGAGUGUACACCUGCACGGCCGUGUUCAGGGACGGAGCGAGGAGGAACUCCACGGUGCGACUCCACGUCGUCGCGCCUCCUGAGCCUCCGGUGAUUCGGGAUGGCGCGGGCAAUGAACUUCGAAGCACCAUCGGUCCCUACAACGAAGGGAGCACCCUGGCACUGGUCUGUGUUGUAUAUGGGGGCAAACCCAAGCCGACGCUGGUGUGGAGCGGCAUCCCGGAGGGCAUGAUGUCCGAGAUCCGGCCUUCGUCGGAAGCUCAGCUGACCACCUCGACGCUGCUCAUCCACGCGCUAAGACGGGAAGACCUGCGCACGACGCUGGACUGCGCCGCAUCCAACAACAUCUCGUCGCCGGCGUCCACGUCCGUCACGCUGGACUUGAACCUGCGUCCCGUUGCGGUUAAGAUUCGCCGCGGGGACAUCCCAAUCUCGGCGGGACUUCCGGCCGAGAUCGUAUGCGAGGUGUGGGGAUCCCGGCCGCCUCCGGUGGUCACGUGGUGGAAGGGCCUGCAGCAGCUGAACCACACCUUCGUGUACGUGUCCACGGACGGCAACGUGACCACCAGUGUCGUGUCCUUCACGCCCGCCAGCGAGGACCACGGCUCGAACCUCGCCUGCCGCGCCAAAAACCCGGCCAUGGUCGAGAGCGUGGAGGAGGACACCUGGAGCAUGGACGUGCAAUACAAGCCCAAGAUUUCGCUUCAGCUGGGCACCAAGUUGAACCUGGAGAACAUCCAGGAGAACAACGACGUGUACCUGGACUGCCGAGUGGACGCCUACCCAGCCGUGGACGAAGUCAGCUGGCAGUUCAACGGCCAGGACUUGCAGGCCUCCGAGAACCUCCUGGUCAGCAAGAACUUCCUGGUGAUCCAGCGGGUGCAGACGCACCACUCUGGCUUCUACUCCUGCAGUGCCGAAAACGCCCAGGGCCGCACACAGGGAGACACGCUGCAGCUACGCGUGCAACACGCCCCCUUGUGCAAGGAAAACCAGAACGUGGUGUACGCUGCCUCUCGGCACCAGGAAGUGGAGGUGCACUGCGAGGUGGAGGCAGACCCGACCAACGUAACGUUCGAGUGGCACUUUAACAGCUCCAUUCAGAACAGACCAAUCAAGAGCUUUACUAGCCACGGCACACGCAGUGUCGCAAGCUACAUUCCGCACAGCCACACAGAGUACGGCACGCUGCUGUGCACGGCCUCCAACCGCAUCGGAAAACAGAAGAUGCCAUGCCUUUUCCACGUCGUUCAAGCAGGGCCUCCGGGUCCCGUGGAGAACUGCUCCAUCACGAACCAGACGGAAGGGUCCCUUCACCUCGAGUGCCAGGCCGGCUCGGACGGACACUUGCCGGCCCACUUUCAGCUGACCGUGCACGACGCCAUGACGGCCGCGCUGUCGGCCAACUUCACGGCCGACCGGCCGGACUUCUGGGUGCACGAGCUCCUGCCGGGCGUCGAGUACUUCCUGGUCGUGUGGGCUGUCAACGAGCGGGGACGAAGCCCGGAGCUCACCAUCCUGCCGCCCAUUAUGCCGCUCGUCGGAAAGCUCACCAAGUCCGGUAAUACUGUGAAGAUCUCCUCAAACGCGCUGCUGGUGACCGUUGUCUCAGCGGUUGCUCUGCUCUGCUUGCUGCCAGUUUUCGUCCUCGCGGCAGUCAAGUUGAAAAACAAGAGGUUCUUUGUUAAGACUCGCGAGACAAAAAAGGAAGUAGUCGACGAAGACGCUUGUCCUUCAACCACAGCGGCGAGUCCGGAAGAAGCCACGCAGCUCCAGAUCUCGUCCAUUUAUCCCAAGGAGGACAACCAACUGUGGAUCGUCAAGAAAAGCACCGGACUAUGA